Messenger RNA from Oxyura jamaicensis (ruddy duck), 2643 nucleotides. RefSeq names its product Fc receptor-like protein 3. NCBI's taxonomy places the organism in Eukaryota, Metazoa, Chordata, Aves, Anseriformes, Anatidae. The record is from RefSeq and is a predicted model, not a curated record. Gene Ontology annotation, biological process: cell surface receptor signaling pathway. The coding region runs from base 1087 to 2532 and encodes 481 amino acids. Gene Ontology annotation, molecular function: transmembrane signaling receptor activity. The transcript has 8 exons.
CUAAGCAGUGAGAAAGAAAACAGGGAGCUGCAUGCGGUUGUAGCUGGGGUUCGUAGUUGACUGGGUUUCAGUGGGAGCUGCUAGAGGACUUUUCCAGGCUACCGCAGCAGUCGUUUGUGGUGGCAAAGUGCUGAAGGUUGAAGGAGGGACCACAGAAUGGUAGGGUUAGAAGGGACCUCUACAGAUGACCUAGUUCCAGCCCCCAGCCAUUGACCCGAAAGCUUCAUGUGCUCUUCAGAGAGCAGUUCCCACGGGGCUGUCGGAGAUGUCAGAUGCUGUCUGUGGGGGUGGCAGGGAAAGGUCCUUCUGACUUUUUUCCUUCCUUCCAAGUUUACAAAUUCCUCAUAGCAAGUCAGCCGGUGCCAAAAAUCAGAAUUAGCUUUUCUUUUGUUGUCUGUCCUUUUGCGGGGCUAGCUUGGUCUGCACCUUGCUCUCGCAUGUUUUGGGGCAGCUGUGCUGAAAUGUGGCUUCCACAAGAAGCUGAGAGGUACAUGGGUCCCAAAACUGUCCCAUGCCUCUUACAACCCAUUCAACACGAUCCAUCCAGUGUUUCUUUCCCAUUGGUGUCUGAUCUCCAGCACAGAGAACGGUCCAAAGAAAUUGCAAAUCUCAGAAGAGCUUGAGAAUCCUGCCGCUGGGUUGUGGAUGGACUCCAAGACACUGGGGAAGGAGGGAAGCAAAAAAGCCUUAUGUGAAGAGGAUCCAUUGCAACUCAUUUUCUCUAGGGGGAAAAGAAAGAAAGAAAGAGGCAAAGAAAGAGGCAAACAAACAAACAGACGAACAAAACCUACAAAGAAAAACAGCAAAUGCCGACAGUCACCCAGGAGGAUUGGAGUCUCCCCAGGGAGCAGAGGAGGCAUCUCAGAGGGGCUGCAUGAAGCAAGGGCUGGAUGCGGCUGUGGUUUCAAGGGGCAGAGUGAGCCCUGAAUCUGCUAUUAAAUGAGGUGUGGUGGAAAAAAAAAAAAGUGUCAUUGAGGACUGGACAUUAUAGCAACACCAAGGCUUCCGAAAAGCAUCUCCACACAGGGGACAUCACCGUUGCCCUCUGUGUGGGGAAGUCACCGAGCUCUGGACCCCCAGUCUGGGAUGGCAGGGAGCAGAGCCCUGCUCCUCCUGGAAUGCCUGGCAGGUGCUUCCCAGUGGUGCUCAUCCCUUCUUCUUUUCCUCCUUGCAGCUCAAGUCCUCGGCCUUGCUGCCACAGAGAUGGCUCUGCUAACCAUGGACCCCCCCUGGAGCACGAUAUUCCGAGGAGAGAGUGUCACCCUGCGGUGCCGGGGUGCGCACCCCCAUGGGCAGCAGCCCACAACCUGGUACCACAACGACAAGAUCCUGGCGCGCACGGACACUGACACGUACAGGAUCACGAACGCCAGGCAGAAACAGACGGGCAGAUACAAGUGCCAGAGCCCCGGCUCCGUGUCCAGCAACCCCAUCACCUUGACCGUCUCCUAUGACUGGCUGAUCCUCCAGGUCCCGUCUCAUGUGGUGUUCGAGGGCGAGCCGCUGUGCAUGCAGUGCCGGGGAUGGGACCCGGGGAGCAUGACUUCAGUGCAGUAUUUCAGAGAUGGAGCAGACAUCACCACCCGCUACGCCUCGGCCAAGCAGCUCUGCAUCCCCCGGGCCGAGACCCACCAGAGCGGCAGGUAUCGCUGCAGGGGAGAGAUGAACUCCUUCUUGUCAGUAAUAAAAAGGGAAUCUCAAGAGUUACAUGUUUUUAUCAAAGAGCUCUUCUCCUCCCCGGUGCUGAGCGUGGCCAGCUCAGCGGAGACCCUUGAGGGAAGCCCCCUCAACCUGAGCUGUGUCACGCACCUCAGCCCCCACAGCCCCCACACCAUCCUCUGGUACCUCUUCUACCGAAACAGCACGGUCCUUCAAGGCCCCGAGACCUCCUCCAAGUACCAGGUGCCGACGGUGGGGCUGGCGGACACGGGCUCCUACUUCUGUGAGGUGCGGGCAGAGAACUCCAGCAUAUGGAAGCGGAGUGCCCAGGUCCCCGUUGCUGUCCGAAGAGUCCCCAUCUCAGGGGUGUCCCUGGACGUGCAGCCCCAUGAGGGGCAGGUGAUGGAGGGGCAGCGCCUGGUGCUGAGCUGCUCAGUGGCUGCAGGCACGGGGUCUAUCUCCUUUUCCUGGCACCGAGAGGGCUCUGCAGAGGUUUUGGGAAAGGGCACCCGUUAUGAGAUCCUGUCAGCCCAGCAAAACGACGAUGGACAGUAUUAUUGUAUGGCCUCCAACGGGGACGUCCCAGCACAGAGCCCGCGGCUGCAGGUCACGGUUGUGGGUGUCUCUUCACUCUUCUACUGCCAUAUCAGAGCGCCACUGCUGCUAGCAGCCUUGGGGUCCCUGCUGUGCGGGCUGGUUGCUGUCCAUGUCCUCACUGCAAGGGGCAAAGACCCGAAAGGGGUGAAACAGUGCGUGGGACUCCCCAAGAGACCAUCUGCACAUGCAUCAGAUGCACACCAGGAAAGAACGCUUGUGGGGCACCUCAAACCCACUGCUGGCCCCGCAAGGGCACCAUGGAAAUCAGGCAAAUGAGUGUCCCCGUGUCCCUUCCCCGCCCUGCACUGUCCCUCAGCGUAUAUUGCCAGAGAUGCUUCUGGUUUCCUGCAUGUGCUGCCCAAUAAAGCACUUGAGUGUGAAGAUUUA